Molecule: messenger RNA, 330 nt
Organism: Colletotrichum orchidophilum
Lineage: Eukaryota; Fungi; Ascomycota; Sordariomycetes; Glomerellales; Glomerellaceae
Exons: 2
Coding region: 1-330 (109 amino acids)
Source: RefSeq, a predicted model, not a curated record
AUGCAGUGCGAUUCAAGGCUCUCCCUGGGGGUUGCGUCCGCUGGCCAAUCCGUGACCGACUUCGGUCCAGCGUAUAAUGGGCAGGAAGGUGUGCUCGGAUUGGAAUGCGCCGGCCCCUCCUUCUCCCUCCCCACCAACUUCGGCGAGUGUCCCGUCAGCAAGCGCCGCUUCUUUUCCUUCCUUCCCUCCCUUAGGUGCCUUACUCCCCUCCUUGCAGUCUCCGCCUCGAGUGUCGGCAGUGCGUCAUCCCAUUCUCCUCUCACAGAUUGCGCGCCGUUUGCUCCAGCAUCGGACGUCUUUUUCAAAGACAAAGACAACAAAGAAAACUGA